GGCCCCAGUUUGAAGACUGUGGCGGGGAGAUUGUGAAGGCACCUUGCGCAAGGCCGGCAUUGUCUCGGGUGGAAGGGCGCUGGGACUGUGUGCUGCCCUGAACAACUAACAGGGACUUGUUUGCAAUGAGUGUUCCGCGUCGGAGUGGGAAACGGCGACGUUCAGCAUCCGGCUCGGACUCGUUCUCGGGCGGCGGUGACAGUAGUGUCAGCCCACAGCUCGUCCCCAGGCCGGUGCUGAGUCCACCGCCGGGGCUGGGCGGAGGCCGGAGGACCGCAGGAGCAGGAAUAUGCAAGCAAACAGUCUCUGAUGACCAACUAGACCAGCUGCUAUUGGCAAAUUGGGGACUUCCUAAAGCAGUUCUGGAGAAAUAUCACAGUUUUGGUGUGAAAAAGAUGUUUGAAUGGCAGGCAGAGUGCCUUUUGCUUGGACAAGUCUUGGAAGGAAAGAAUCUAGUUUAUUCAGCUCCUACAAGUGCUGGGAAGACUCUUGUUGCAGAGUUACUUAUUUUGAAGCGAGUUUUGGAAAUGCAGAAGAAAGCUUUGUUUAUUCUUCCCUUUGUUUCUGUGGCUAAAGAGAAGAAAUCCUACCUCCAGAGUCUGUUUCAGGAAGUAGGAAUAAAAGUAGGUGGCUAUAUGGGCAGCACCUCUCCAACAGGGCAUUUUUCUUCCUUGGAUAUUGCUGUCUGCACAAUUGAGAGAGCCAAUGGGCUGAUCAAUCACCUCAUUGAGGAAAACAAGAUGGAUCUGUUAGGAAUGGUGGUUGUGGAUGAAUUGCACAUGCUGGGAGACUCUCACCGAGGGUAUCUUCUGGAACUUUUGCUGACCAAAAUUUGCUAUAUUACUCAGAAAUCAGCAUCUUGUAAGGCAGAUUCAUCCAGCCCUCUGUCUAAUGCUGUGCAAAUUAUUGGCAUGAGUGCCACUCUUCCUAAUUUGGAGCUGGUAGCUUCCUGGUUGAAUGCUGAACUCUACCAUACUGACUUUCGUCCUGUACCGCUUUUAGAGUCAAUAAAAAUUGGAAAUUACAUAUAUGACUCUUCAAUGAAGCUUGUGAGAGAAUUUCAACCUAUGCUACAAGUGAAGGGAGAUGAAGACCACAUUGUUAGUUUAUGCUAUGAAACUAUUCGUGAUAACCAUUCAGUAUUACUCUUUUGUCCAUCCAAACAAUGGUGUGAGAAGCUAGCAGAUAUUAUUGCCCGAGAGCUUUAUAAUUUACAGCAUCAAUCUGAGGAAUUAGUAAAGUCAUCUGAAUUUCCACCAGUGAUUCUGGAGCAAAAGGGCCUUCUGGAAGUGAUGGAUCAGUUAAAACGUUCACCGUCAGGACUGGACUCUGUGUUAAGAAACACUGUUCCAUGGGGAGUAGCAUUUCAUCACGCAGGUCUUACUUUUGAAGAGAGGGACAUCAUUGAAGGAGCCUUCCGUCAAGGUCUUAUUCGGGUUUUGGCAGCAACGUCUACUCUUUCUUCUGGAGUGAAUUUACCUGCCCGCCGAGUGAUUAUCCGAACUCCAGUUUUCAGUGGCCAACCUCUAGAUAUUCGUACUUAUAAGCAGAUGGUUGGCCGUGCUGGCAGGAAAGGAGUAGACACAAUGGGUGAAAGUAUCUUAGUUUGUAAGAACUCUGAGAAAUCAAAAGGCAUAGCUCUGCUUCAAGGAUCUCUAAAAUCUGUUCGCAGUUGUCUGCAAAGACAAGAAGGAGAAGAUGUUACUGCUAGUAUGAUCCGAGCUAUUCUAGAGAUCAUCGUUGGUGGGGUGGCAAGUACAUCACAAGAUAUGCAGGCCUACGCUUCCUGCACAUUUUUGGCUGCUAGUAUCAAAAGCCAGAAGCAGGGAAUUCAGGGAAAUCAAGAUCCUGCUCAACUUGGAGCAGUUGAAGCCUGUGUGAUGUGGCUACUAGAAAAUGAGUUCAUCCAGAUGACAGACUCCAGUGAUGGAACAGAAGGAAAGGUAUAUCAUCCUACACAUCUUGGAUCAGCUACUCUUUCUUCUUCACUUUCUCCAGUUGAUACCUUAGAUAUCUUUGCUGACCUCCAAAGAGCAAUGAAAGGCUUUGUUUUAGAGAAUGAUCUUCAUAUUGUCUAUCUGGUUACACCUAUGUUUGAAGAUUGGACUGCUAUUGACUGGUAUCGGUUUUUCUGUAUAUGGGAGAAGUUACCAACGUCUAUGAAAAGGGUGGCAGAGCUGGUAGGAGUUGAGGAACGGUUCUUGGCUCGCUGUGUGAAAGGAAAAGUAGUAGCCAGGACAGAGAGACAGCACCGACAAAUGGCCAUCCAUAAAAGGUUUUUCACAAGUCUGGUGUUAUUAGAUUUAAUCAGUGAGAUUCCCUUAAAGGAAAUUAAUCAGAAAUAUGGAUGCAAUCGUGGACAGAUUCAGUCUUUGCAACAGUCAGCUGCUGUUUAUGCAGGUAUGAUCACAGUGUUUUCUAACCGCCUGGGCUGGCACAACAUGGAGUUGCUGCUUUCCCAGUUUCAGAAGAGGCUUACAUUUGGCGUCCAGAGGGAGCUGUGCGAUCUGAUCCGGGUGUCCUUGCUUAAUGCUCAGAGAGCCAGGCAGCUCUAUGCUUCUGGCUACCUUACUGUAGGAGACCUUGCGAGAGCUGAUACCGCGGAGGUGGAGGUGGUGCUGAAGAAUGCUGUGCCUUUCAAAAGUGCCCGAAAAGCUGUGGAUGAGGAAGAGGAAGCAGUUGAAGAACGUCGUAAUAUGCGAACUAUUUGGGCGACUGGCACAAAGGGUUUAACUGAAAGGGAAGCAGCAGCCUUGAUAGUGGAAGAAGCUAAAAUGAUUCUGCAGCAGGACUUAGUUGAAAUGGGAGUGCACUGGGAUCCAAAUUCACCCUUGAGUUCUAACACGCAUUCACUGACUAGUAGCGAGUCAGAAAUAAAGGCACACACAUUUAAAUCCCAAGCUAAGAGUUCUUAUAAAAGAUUAACAUCAAAGAACAGAAGCAGUGUACGAUUGAGUGAUUCUUCUGAAAAGCAGUCACCAAAUACAGUGCGAGAUUUAGAUAAAAAUAGUGAGCAUGCAGAUUCCUCUUUUUGUACCUUCCAGGAAGGGAGUCACAAACAUCAGGCACAUUCCAUGUUCAGAGCAGGAAAAUGGACUUCCUUGUGCAUAAAUGAAGAAAACCUUGCAACCUCUCUGGACGAUGGAAAACCAAGCACUAAGGAAGUUGCUCAGACUUUCUCAUUGGAGAAAACAAGAAAAACUUCUUUGAAUUCAAGUUCAGAGAAAACGGGCACCAGUUUUCCAUCUUGGAAACACAGAAAGUAUAGGAAAUUGUCUUGGGUCAGUAACUCCAUGCCUGACUCGGGGAUGCAGAGAGUUGAUUUACAAGGACAGACUAUAUCCAAACCUGUUUUAAAUGAAGACUCAUUUUCUUCAGAUGAGCAGAAUAUGGAAUUUAGAAGUUCAGGACUAUUUACCAAAAACCAAAAAUUUACCAAAAAUUUUCCUUUUUGUGCCAAGGAAAAAUACAACAAAACCUCAUUCCUGUUACAUAUGCCCCAGUCUUGCUUACAGAAAAGAACAAAAAGGAAUGGUGUUGCUGUGGGACAUUUUGUUGCAGGAUCCCCAGGUAUGACUAGUAAUGGAAGAGGAUUAGCUGUCAUUGAGACGGAAAAACUAAAUGAAGUGCAGAUAGAGACUGGCUCAGAAGACCAGGAUGUUUCUGUGAAGCAUCAUGAUAUCCAUCCAGUUAGCCAGUGCCUGGAAAGGCAAUGUGAUAAGCGGACAAGCACUUGCAUUCAACAGAAAAAACUUAAGGAGAAAGAAAUGCUCUGUGAAGCAGUAAGUAGUUAUAUGUCUAGAGACUCAAGUGUUACCAGGACUAUCAAAUAUGACAACGUAAAGCUUAGUAGCAAGGAAAAGAAAUCAAAUCACUGUCAGGCAUUAGGAGGUGAUAGAAGCAGAACUAAGGUGCCUAGUAGGUUACUUCAGUCAGCUGCAGAAUUUGGUCAAGCAAGAGGCCAACAUGAGAACUUUCUUAAUUCUUCUAGAGUACAAGAAAACACAGAUACUUACAUAACAAACAAAACUGAAAAAAAUCAUGUUUCUAACUUAGGUUUAGUCUUCUGUGAUUUUGGAGAUAGUUUCUGCCUAGAUACUCAGUCAGAAAAAAUAAUCCAACAGAUACCAACUGAAAAUGACAAACAAGGAAUAAAGGCUACCACCCUGGGAGCAGGCCUAAUAGAGAGGAGUGUAGACACUCAGAGCUUAGAGCACUCUCCUCAGAAUGAGAGUUGCAGAACUCCUGGUGAGCGGCAUUCCCCAAGAAUAUCUAAUACAGACCAUUUGGACAUUAACAUGGUAGAUACUGUGAACCAAAGCACUGAAAACGCCACCAAUAGGCUAACUCCAGAAAGCCCAAAUUUUCAUUCUCCAAUACUCCUGGGGGAAAAUGAACCUGGCUUUAAAGAGAAUGAACAUUCUGUUACUGACUCCCAAUUAAACAGUUUUCUUCAAGGUUUUCAAACACAAGAAAUGGUGAAACCAGUCAUACCACUGGAUCCUCAAACAAGAACUCCCACUAGUAUAGAGGAAGAGUGUCUACUGGGCCCUGAAAGCAGUUUGAAUAUGAGUGAUAGUAUACUAUUUGACAGUUUCAGUGAAGACUACCUAGUAAGAGGACAGUCAUCUGAUGUACAAGCAAAGCAGCCUCUCCUUUCUGAAACAACAACAGCACAUUUCAGCAAUUCUCCCUGCCUACAAGAGGACCCAAUUAUAACAGCAAAUGUAAAUAAGCAUCAAGAUACUCAGCAGCAGUUGACUUGUUUCAGUGGUGACUCUAUUAUAUUUUCAGAAAUGGAUUCUACUGAGAUGGCUGAAGCUUUAGACAAUAUGGCUAUGUUUCCUGCCCAAGAGAAAUGUAACUCAGUGUCUCUUAGGGAUUUAGAACUAAGUGAUUCUGAAGUGAGAGGUAAUGAAUAUCCUCAAGGAGCAGUAAUUGGAGGAGAUCAAAGGGGAGGAGCCCAAGAGUCCAAACUCACUGAGACAAGGCAAGAUAAUUCAUUAUUAUGGUCAGGGAUAUCAUUUGACUUAAGUCCAAGACUACAAAGGAUUUUAGAUAAAGUGUCCAGCCCUACAGAAGAUGAAAAGCCAAAAUUAACACACACAAACUUGUCUUGCUUGAAAGGAAAAAGUAUAGAAUUAAAUGAGAGACAGGAAAUGAAUUCAAGUUUGGAGACAGUUCAAGUUCAGAGAACUUCAUUUUUCCCUAAUAACGAAGUUAAAAGCAAGGUUGAGGCGCUAGAGAACAAGGCCAGUCCUGGUGGAGCGUCAUCUCCCUCACCUUGUAAAGAAAGCUCUGUAGCUAAUGAUAAUGGCCUCAUUCCUCCCACACCCUGUCCAGUGCCUGCUUCGAAGCUGGCAUUUCCAGAAAUUCUUGGCACAUCUGUGAAACAUCAGAAAACUAGUAGUGUCUUACAGCCUGGCGAAGCUUCUUUAUUUGGCUCACCUUCAGAUACUCAAAACCAUCAUUUAAGUCAAGAGAGUAGAAAUGGUUCCAAAGGUGUCAGUCCUGAUCUAGGCACAAGUAUUUCUCUGCAGUUGUCUCAGGAUGGAUCACAGUUAACUCCAGUCUCAUGCAAUUCGGAGAGCUUGACCAUAAUUGAUGUAGCAAGUGACCAAACUCUGUUUCAAACGUUUGUGAAGGAGUGGCAAGGCAAAAAGCGAUUUUCCAUCUCGCUGGCUUGUGAAAAGAUUAGAAGUUCAAUGUCUUCUAAAACUGCCACCAUUGGUGGUAGGUUUAAGCAAGUUAGCUCACCUCAGGAAACCCCUAUUAGAGAUGAUGGAUUUCGUCUUCAUGACUCUGAAGAUGUUGUGGUGGUUGGACUGGCAGUGUGCUGGGGUAGAAAGGAUGCCUAUUAUGUUUCAUUGCAGAAGGAACAAAAGCAUUCUGAAAUGAGUGCCAGUUUGGCACCACCCCCUCUGGAUCCAACAUUGACUGUGAAAAAUAGGAUGCGACACCUUCAGUCCUGCUUGCAAAAGAAAUCUGACAAAGAGCAAUCUGCUGUCAUCUAUGACUUCAUUCAGAGCUAUAAAAUCCUUCUUCUGUCUUGUGGUGUCUCCCUGGAACAAAGUUAUGAAGAUCCUAAGGUGGCAUGCUGGCUACUUGAUCCAGAUUCCAAGGAGCCAACUCUUCAUAGCAUAGUGACCAGCUUUCUUCCCCAUGAGCUCCCACUCCUAGAAGGAAUGGAGACAGGCCAAGGAAUCCAGAGCCUGGGGCUAAAUGUGGACACUGAGCAUUCUGGGCGGUAUAGAGCAUCUGUAGAGGCCAUUCUCAUCUUCAACUCCAUGAAUCAACUCAACUCUUUGUUGCGGAAGGAAAACUUUCAUGAUAUUUUCUAUAAAGUGGAGAUGCCCUCUCAGUACUGCCUGGCCUUGCUUGAACUAAAUGGAAUCGGCUUUAGUACUGCAGAAUGUGAGACUCAGAAGCACAUCAUGCAAGCCAAGCUGGAUGCCAUUGAGACUCAGGCCUAUCAGCUAGCUGGCCACAGCUUUUCCUUCACCAGUGCAGAUGACAUUGCACAGGUUCUGUUUUUGGAAUUGAAGCUGCCACCAAAUGGAGAGAUGAAAAUGCAAGGCAGCAAGAAAACUUUGGGUUCUACCAGAAGAGGGAAUGAUGGUGGCCGCAAGCUAAGGCUGGGGAGACAGUUCAGCACUAAUAAGGAUGUUUUAAAUAAAUUAAAGGCAUUGCAUCCUUUACCAGGCCUGAUACUGGAGUGGAGAAGAAUCAGUAAUGCUAUUACAAAAGUGGUGUUCCCUUUGCAGCGGGAAAAGCGUCUGAACCCUUUUCUUGGAAUGGAAAGAAUCUAUCCUGUAUCCCAAUCAUACACAGCUACAGGACGGAUAACGUUUACAGAACCAAACAUCCAGAAUGUGCCAAGAGAUUUUGAAAUUAAAAUGCCAACACUAAUAGAGGAAAGCCCACCUUCCCAAGCCAUAGGCAAAGGCCUGCUUCCAAUGGGCAGAGGACUAAAGAAGAAGGGCUGUGGCCUGCACCCUGGGCACCAGGCACUGAUGGAGAAGGCCUCACGCAGAGGGAUGCCGUUCUCAGUGAGCAUGCGCCAUGCCUUUGUGCCUUUCCCAGGUGGCUUAAUAUUAGCUGCUGAUUACUCUCAGCUGGAACUGAGGAUCUUGGCUCACUUAUCUCAGGAUCAUCGCCUCAUUCACGUCUUAAACACUGGAGCUGAUGUUUUCAGGAGCAUUGCAGCAGAGUGGAAGAUGAUUGAGCCUGAGUCUGUUGGGGAUGAUCUGAGGCAACAAGCAAAGCAGAUUUGCUAUGGAAUUAUAUAUGGAAUGGGAGCUAAAUCUUUAGGAGAGCAGAUGGGCAUUAAAGAAAUUGAUGCUGUUUCCUAUAUUGAUUCCUUUAAGUCCAGAUACACAGGGAUUAAUCGUUUUAUGAAAGACACGGUGAAGCAUUGUAAAAGAGAUGGGUUUGUUCAGACCAUUCUGGGAAGACGUAGAUAUUUACCAGGAAUCAAAGACACUAAUCCUUAUCAUAAAGCUCAUGCUGAGCGUCAGGCCAUCAACACAACAGUCCAAGGAUCAGCUGCUGAUAUAGUCAAAAUAGCCACAGUUAACAUUCAGAAGCAAUUAGAGACUUUACAUUCUACCUUCAAAUCCCAUGGUCAUCGGGAGAGUGUGCUCCAAAAUAAUCAAACAGGAUUGUUGCCAAAGAGAAAACUUCAAGGGAUGUUCUAUCCAAUCAGAGGAGGAUUCUUCAUCCUUCAACUUCAUGAUGAGCUUUUAUAUGAAGUGGCAGAAGAGGACAUUGUUCAGGUAGCUCAGAUUGUCAAAAAUGAAAUGGAAAGCGCUAUGAAACUUUCUGUGAAACUGAAUGUGAAAGUGAAAAUAGGUGCCAGCUGGGGAGCGCUGAAGGACUUUGAUAUAUGAUAGUGCAGUUGGCUGGGUCCCUAGACCAGCCUGAUACAGAUGCGGUCACCUGGAGAGCCACUGAGACUUCCCUCACCUGCUUCAUGAAUACCAGCUCUCAUGUCUUGAUGGACUUGGGGGAGCAGUUCUGCAGUGAGUUUCUGAUGCAUAUCAGGGUCUAGCACCUCAGGAUUUUAAGGGGAGGUUUAAAGAUUAUAUUCACUCUCAAAGAGUAUUUGUGAAUUUGCCUUUCAUAAUUUAUUGUGGCUUUAAACAGUCUCAGAAUAUAUGCUUGAACUAUGCACUUAUCACUUUGGGUUCCCAUCUGUCUUGAAUGUGAAGGAAGUGGAGCUGCUGCCUCGGGCACAUUUUUAUUCCUGUUAGGGACUCAGGCUCUAAUGAAUAUAAAUCCCCGGAGUCAGGUAGAUCGAGCUCGGUUUCAGUACACCAUCAGGGUUGUAAGUGUUGCAUGUGAUCUUUUUCCUUCAAUAUGAAGACUUCUGAAGUAGAAUUUUAAGAUAGCAUUGGCUGAUAAAUUAGGAUUCUAUAUAAUAGUAAAAUGAACUGUUGUUGCUUAAUUGUUUUUCUUCCUUGUUCAUAUAAUGAAAAUAUAUGGAAUAUUCAAAAAAAGCUGUGCCUUCUUAAAAAGUGCCCUGUUCUUCUGUAAGAUCAGAUACUGAUUGCAGUUGAACAUAACACUGCGAGGCAGUGAAACACUCCUUUUUCAGCCUCUUCAUGCCUCUGUGUUUGUGAUGUGGAGCGAGUACUCAUGUUGAAAAGAUUGAUUUUGUAAUCUUAA
Messenger RNA from Nannospalax galili (Upper Galilee mountains blind mole rat), 8667 nucleotides. RefSeq names its product DNA polymerase theta (gene Polq). The record is from RefSeq and is a predicted model, not a curated record. Lineage: Eukaryota; Metazoa; Chordata; Mammalia; Rodentia; Spalacidae. The transcript is spliced from 30 exons. Gene Ontology annotation, biological process: DNA-templated DNA replication; double-strand break repair via alternative nonhomologous end joining. Gene Ontology annotation, molecular function: DNA binding; ATP binding; DNA-directed DNA polymerase activity. Bases 126 to 7889 code for a protein of 2587 amino acids.